AUGACUGAUAAUGUGGAUCUCAUAAAUAAAUGCAAAAAGGCUCACUCUAUUCAAAUUGAUGUUGACUACAUUGGUGGUUUGCUUCCAUCUUCAAAAGCAUUCUCAAUCAUUGAAGGGGAGGAAGUAGAAGGUGCUAAGCUCACAAUAGAAGCCCAACACAUUGUUAGGCUUCAGCAUCUCUUCCUCAUCCUCAUCGAAGAAGAGAGACGCGCUGUUGUUUCGCUGCCUCAGAGGUGCACCCGCCGCCGCCCCUGCGUCCAACCCGCAGCCACCGGCCGUCGCGAGCUUGCAUGGAGGCACCGGCGCUGCCGUCCAGCUCUCAACCCUCCGCUGUUCGCUGUUCGAGUUCUCCCUGCCUCUUCCCGAAGCCGCCACUCGCCCCUGCAAGCCCUCGCCGCUUCGUUCUCGGUUUCGAUUCCAAGGGAAGACCGCCACCAGGAGUGGUGGUGGAUUAGCCAUGAUUGGAGAGGCUCGACGGAACCCCCAAACUCCACGAUCUCUGCCGCGGAUGGUGGUUCUGAUGGCGUGAGCACGCACCCCUGUUACAGAAGCACCAUGGGCUUCUCCCUUCCACACCGCGAAAGCACCGCCGUCGGCGCUGCUCCUCGCAUCGUCAUCAGUGGUGGGUGUCCGCGGGUUCGGCGCCUCCCAAGGAAGAAACCGCCAAGCGUCGUCCCCUCCUGCAUCUCGAUCUGGCCGCAAAUCUCCUGGGUGCGUCAUCGACGAAUCAAACCAAGGUCGAUCCCCUGCAGUCCACACAAUACCUCUACCACCAGAUCUGCUGUGGUUGGAAUCCCUGGAAUUGAGUUUUCAAAUGCGUGAUCUGCUGGUUGACAUUCUACUUGAAUUGCAAGUUCUGUUAAUUCUUCAGAGCCGUAAUUGUUGAAUUGUUUGCUUCUGGAGAGGUUGAAUUAUUGUUGAUUGGUUGAAAAGCUGAGGUUGAUUUGGCUUGAAUCUGUAAAAUUAGAUGUUGCUGCUUCUGAAUUUUGGUUGAAAUUUCUGCUGUUAGUGCACAAUCGGUUUCCCCAUAGAUCCUCUUGGUCACGAUUGCACCAAUUUUGUUGCAAGUUUCCUGAAUUUCUGCAAGUAUCUUGGAUCGUUUUUCACAAUCUGAAUUCAAGCGAUCUAAGCUAGUUUGAAUCUGAUCCCAAAUUGCGUCAUCAUAGGAAUUUGGCAUGGUAUUCAAUGAAGGCACCAUUUGAUACGAAUUUGUAUCAAGAACUGGAGAGAAUUAGAGAUAAUCAGAGAGAAUAGAAGAGAAAUCCCUAGAAUUAGGGCCAAAGAGAGAAAGUAGAGUUUCCAAUUAUACCAUACAUAUCUCACAUUGUUACAUUAUACUCCUAUUUAUAGUAUAAUUCUCUAAUUGGACUAGUCCAAUCUACUUGUAUCGUA
This is a messenger RNA of Arachis ipaensis, 1392 nucleotides long. The record is from RefSeq and is a predicted model, not a curated record. Lineage: Eukaryota; Viridiplantae; Streptophyta; Magnoliopsida; Fabales; Fabaceae.